Messenger RNA from Acanthopagrus latus (yellowfin seabream), 1482 nucleotides. RefSeq names its product glutaredoxin 2 (gene glrx2). Bases 242 to 748 code for a protein of 168 amino acids. NCBI's taxonomy places the organism in Eukaryota, Metazoa, Chordata, Actinopteri, Spariformes, Sparidae. The record is from RefSeq and is a predicted model, not a curated record. The transcript is spliced from 4 exons.
AUUUGAAGCCACGUGUUCCAGUUGUUGUUCUUUUUCACAUUACCGUGCCUUCUUUAAAUGGCUAGAUCUCAAAUGGAGUUCGGCAUGUCGCCUACCCUCAUCAAAUCUGAGCUAAUUAGUACUGCGAGUGAAGAGCAUGUGUAUUCCUAAUCCUGGAUUACUUCGCUCACAAACCUUAAUGCAGUUGUAGCCUGAAGUGAAACGACGGGUGAAAUCAGUAUUUGCGACCAGAAGAGUGGACAUGGGUAUUUUCAGACCAGCAGUUAUCCUCCAGUUAAAUACUGUUUUUAUGCUGCUUACCAUCAUUCAGUUCCUUUCUUGUGAUGCCUUCGCUGGUUUAAGAAUGGGGAAUUUUACAUCUUCCACUACUGCGGGGUCCAGCACAGCCUGCGUACAGUAUGUUCAGGAAAUGGUGGCACAGAACUGCGUCGUGAUAUUUUCCAAGACGACCUGUCCUUACUGCAGAAUGGCCAAGAAUGUGUUCAAUGAAAUUGGUGCGACCUACAAAGUGGUUGAACUGGAUGAGCACAAUGAUGGGAGGAGAGUGCAAGAGGCCUUAGCUCAGAUGACUGGUGCCAGAACGGUGCCGAGAGUGUUCGUUAAUGGAAACUGCAUCGGGGGUGGCUCUGACACCAAACAGCUCCAUCAGCAGGGGAAGUUGUUGCCUCUGAUCGAACAGUGUGCUCCCUGCUGCGCCGCGACCGGCUCCGAAGGCUCGGGCAGCGGGCAGUUCGAGUCGGCUAAAUGACUAACCGUUCUUGUAGUCUUUUAUAAUCCUAUUUUUAUUCAAUGUUUGCUUGAUCUCAUGUUACAAGUUGUACAUUGCUCAAACACGGCUAUGUUAUUUAUAUAUCAAAGUGUGUCGGAUACUUGAUUUUAGGCUAUAUACAUUUUCAUCCAGGGAUGUACAGUAUUGUUAUUAUUAAAGCUGCCAUCUUUUAAACAAAACCUGUGAAUAGUGGGACUGCUUCUCAUAUGUCUCUUUUGCAUGGUUGUUUUAUUGGACAAUACUGCUUGCGGUCAUAAAAAAGCAUUACCUCUUUAAGAAUCAUGGUGAACAGCACAGGGCUGUUAAGUAUAGACUUUGAUUCAAUAUCAAUCUUCCAUUAAUAUUUAUUUAAGGUCAUUGUCUAUAUCGUGUAAGAUUUAAAGCAUUUUUGUAUAAUUUGUUCAAUUUAUUUUGGUAAGAAAUUGGCAAUUGCAUUUUUUUUUUGAAGGAAUAGUUGUUUGAUUAUAUAUAUUUUUUUACUUGCAAGUAAUAUUUUCUUCUUCAAUGUGUCUGAUUUAUUUUAUUUUUUAGCAGUAACUGCAGUUGAAUUACUUUAAAGUCAGGAGGGAGGUGAAUAUCCUAAUGAAUCUUGUAGAUCGUAGAAUAUGUCGAUUCUUUUAUGAAUGUAUUAAGUCAUAACUUGUUAACGUUUUCUUGAUGCCUUGAAUGUUUAUGAUUAUUAAUUUUAAAAAAUGAAUGGAAGUUUAAAAUCA